AUGCCAAAACCACUUGAGGAGCCACCUGAGGUUUUUCUCAUAAGAACCAAAAGUGGACAUUUUAAAUGGCCUCCGCUGAAUGUCUACCAGAGCUUUGAGGAUGAUUGCAGAGAAUUUAAUGUCAUAGGCUUGGAAGGUCAGCUUUCUGCUGGGAUAAUCAAUGAGAACCUUGAAUAUGUUCUCGCAAAGAGAGUGCAGGGUCAUGACCAGGACGCCUUCCAAUUAGGACAAGUAAUGUUUGAAAAAGUCACCGCCGUCGACAUGAUGGAGGGACUGCUGUCUUUAGAUAUUGCACCAAAUUCAGAAGUCGGAAAUGAAGAAAUUGUCAAUGCAGCAGCUUACAACCUUUACCUUGCGUACCUUCAUGGUUGGGGCGUCCGGCAGUCUGACGAAAAAGCGUUGAAAUUCUUAAUGAGGGCUGCCGGCAGAGGCGCGACCAAAAUAGCGGUCCUCGCUCAGACUACGCUUGGGUAUUACUUUUCAUCUCCCGAUCACCUGGACUUGGCCAAAGCAUUCUACUGGCAUAAUGAAGCCUGUGGUUUUGGCAGCGUGGAGUCACAGGUUGAUACUCGGGAACUUCUGAUUUCGCUUAUGUCCUGUCUGCCUGCCUUCCUUUAA
Dibothriocephalus latus is the source of this 618-nucleotide messenger RNA. NCBI's taxonomy places the organism in Eukaryota, Metazoa, Platyhelminthes, Cestoda, Diphyllobothriidea, Diphyllobothriidae. The record is from the annotation of a GenBank genome assembly.